UGCGAGCGCGCGGAACCAGAGCUCGUCAGCUCUCUGCCCUCUCUCACUUCAGUUCAGUCAGAGUCUGAAUAACAGAGGGGAGAAAGAAAACCUCAGGAUAAACCCCCUGUCUCUCAGUUUGGAGUUUGGAGCGACCGCAAACCCCGCCAGAGCCGCAAGCAGCGCGCACCGCAUCGCAUCACGCACUCAGUCCGGUGUGCAGAAGUGAGAGGAGGAAUCUACUGCACAAGAGCCUUAAGGACAAACUUUACAGUUAUCACACUUCUCUAUUAAGUUCAGUUCUAGACGGGCAUCGCUUUGUGAGGUUGUUUGUUUUGUUUUAUCUUUUAUUGUAAUGCGUUCGAGUUGAAGAUCUCGCGCUGCUGGAGGGGAUCAUCAAAAGUGAACUGACUUUUAUCAGGGAAGCAGAUUUAACAUCCAUCUGGGCCAAAUAAAGCAGAACAAGCAGAAUGAGGCGAGUGUUUGGCUGCUUCGCAGUGCUGUUCUUGACGUCGGUGCUGGGUGUGAUUGGGCAGAAGUUACCCACUCGUGAUGAAGGCCUGUUCCAGAUGCAGAUCCGGGAUAAGGCUCUGUUUCACGACUCGUCUGUAAUUCCCGAUGGAGCUGAGAUUAGUGGAUACCUUUUCAGGGACACGCCAAAGAGGUACUAUUUUGUGGUAGAGGAGGACAACACACCGCUGUCAGUGACGGUGACUCCAUGUGACGCUCCACUCGAGUGGAGGCUGACGCUGCAGGAGCUCCCGGAGGAAGCCAGCGGAGAGGCAUCAGGUGAGCCAGAGCCUCUGGAGCAGCAGAAGCAGCAGGUAACAGCCAGUGAAGGCACAGAGCUCUUCUCCUACAAAGGCAAUGAUGUGGAGUCAUUCGUCUCCAGCAGCUCACCCUCAGGCCUCUACCAACUGGAUAUUCUCUCCACUGAAAAGGACACCAGCUUGAAGAUUUAUGCCACCACCACACCAGAAUCAGAUCAGCCCUACCCAGAGCUGCCCUACGACCCCAGAGUGGACGUCACCAGCCUGGGCCGUACCACCGUCACGCUGGCCUGGAAACCCACCCCCACUGGCUCCCGAAUGGGCCAACCUGUGCAUUACUGCGUGGUUGUCAACAAAGAGCACAACUUCAAAAGCCUGUGUGCUGCUGAGGCCAAGAUGGGCACCGAUGACUCCUUCAUGGUAGCACCCAAGCCUGGGCUAGACUUCAGCCCAUUUGACUUUCCACGUUUUGGCUUUACUUCUCCAGAGAAUGACCUCACCAAGGACCGCCAUCGGUCUCUGAAUGCCAACCGAGUGCCAGCUUCCAAGCAGUGGCGUUCUCCAGGUACCAAUCCCAGGACCUCGGACAUCCGCAAGAUCUGCAUUGGCAACAAGAACAUAUUUACUGUGUCAGGGCUGAGGCCAGCCACACAAUAUUACUUUGACGUGUUUGCUGUCAACGUAGCCUCCAACGCUAGUACGGCCUAUGUCGGCACCUUUGCCCGUACCAAGGAUGAGGCUGAGCCCAAGACCGUAGAGUUGAAGGAUGGAAAGAUGGCUGACAUAUUUGUUGAGAGAAAGGGUAUCAAGCUGCUGCGAUUUGCUCCUGUUUCUUCCCACCGGCGUGUUUCCCUUUCUGUGCACUCCUGCCUGGAUGCUGUUCAUGUACAGGUUCGCCGCGAUGGUAAACUUGUGCUCUCACAGAAUGUGGAAGGAGUACGUGAAUUCCAGCUCCGCGCCAAGCCCAAGGCCAAGUACCUUAUCCGUGUACGCGGAUCUCGCAAAGGCGCUUCGGCUCUGAAGGUGUUAGCAAGCACGCGUGCCGAUGCCAAGCGACCCUUCCCUUCUCUCCCUGAGGAUACACGAAUCAAGGCCUUCGACAGACUACGCACAUGUGAAUCGGUCACUGUGGCCUGGCUCGGCACACAGGAGCGCAACAAGUAUUGCGUGUACCAGCGUGAGGUACCUGACGGAUACGGUGAGGAGCAGCGCCGCCGCCAACGCAACCAGUGUGCCGGACCUGAGACGCGUCGCAGGGAUGAGAAAGUGCUCUGCAAAUACUUCCACAGUGCUAACCCACACAAAGCUGUAACCACCGAAACCAUCACAGGCCUGGAGCCGGGCAAGAGCUACCUCCUUGAUGUCUACGCCAUCGGUCAUGGCGGACACUCGGUCAAGUACCAGAGCAAACUGGUGAAAACGAGGAAAUACUGCUAAAAUGAAAACAAAACAUAUACAAAAAAAAUCCCACAAAAUAGACUCUGCACAGAAUAAAUAUAUUAUAUAUAUAAUGAGAGGAAAAGUUUAUUUAACUGGAAGUGAUAUUCUACUAAGUUGUUCUUUUUUUGCUGACUGACUACUUGGUGAGAUACUGGGAGGAAUCGUUGGUCAUUCUGUUUUCCGUUGUGUUGUGAGAACUAUGUUAAACUCAUCUGCAUAUCGUUUGCGAUCGCAUCAACCCCUCCCGAUCCUCUCUCUCUCACUGAGUACUCACAUUUAGAAAGAGUUCUUAAGUUAUUUUAUACCUCUUCAUUUUUGUUUUGCUAUUUGAAUUGUUUAUUUUUUUUUUUGCUUGUUACUUGUUAUAAUUAUUCCUGCUAUGAAAAAAAAAACUAUGUUGUAAAAUUCCCUGACGAAGUCGGGCGGUUUGUCGAGGUGUUGUCCCCUCCCCCGCUGCCUUUGUCUGUAUAUUAUCUCAUUCUGUGAGUGAAUCGCUUUGGGAUUCUGUAAAUGUGCUCUUCUCUGUGUCCGCUCUGCCUGUCACAUGUACAGAGUGCUUCUGCCAAUAUUCAUGUACAUAAAACCCUAAAUAUAGAGGCCAGUAAUCCCC
Molecule: messenger RNA, 2799 nt
Organism: Hemibagrus wyckioides
Lineage: Eukaryota; Metazoa; Chordata; Actinopteri; Siluriformes; Bagridae
Gene: ndnf
Product: neuron-derived neurotrophic factor
Exons: 4
Coding region: 450-2186 (578 amino acids)
Biological process (GO): extracellular matrix organization
Molecular function (GO): protein binding
Source: RefSeq, a predicted model, not a curated record